Diversispora eburnea is the source of this 525-nucleotide messenger RNA. The record is from the annotation of a GenBank genome assembly. Lineage: Eukaryota; Fungi; Glomeromycota; Glomeromycetes; Diversisporales; Diversisporaceae.
GUUGCAAUAAAACAUAAUAGACAAUGUGUUUUAUUAUUAUUGGAUAAUUGUGAAAGUCAUAAAAUUGAAGGUUUAGAUCUUUCACAUGUUGAUGUUCAUUUUUUACCUCCAAAUACAACUUCAAGAAUGCUGCCAAUGGAUGCUGGAAUUAUUAUUUAUUCUUAUAAUAUUAAUAAUGAAAAUAAUAGUGAAUUAACAAAUGAUAUUUCUAAAAAUAUUCAGACACUUCACCUUCCUAAUGCAAUGGGCAUAGAAGAAUUUCUUUUUGUACUAGAAGAAAAUAUUGUUUAUGAAGAUUUGGAAAAUAAUAAAAUUAUUACAGAACUUGUUGAUAUUUUAAAAAAGCCAGAAGAAAAUAUUGAAGAUGUUGAAGAAUUAGAUAACAGUAUUGAACCAGUUAUUAUUGAUAUUAAUGUAGUAUUAAAAAAUAUAAAAAAUGUACAAAUGUUUUUAUUUCAACAAGAAAAUUUAGAAAAGUAUAUUAAAUUAGCAAAUACAAUUGAAAAAUUUAUAAAAUAUAUAUAA